UUCAUUACUCGAGAUAUCGGCAAGGCGGCUUGUAGGACUGAGCCAUAGGUAGGGUAUUUGUAAAUUUUAUUGAUGAACAGGAUACUCAUGGAAUAAGACAUAAAACUGCCGUUUCAGAGAGCUUUUCUUAUAGUCUUUUUCUAUAUCCAUCAUGUUCGUGUCAAUUGGGUUACAAGAUAUCACACGCUAAAUAACGGCGGACAUUCUAACGCUUCAACUUUCUACCUUUGCUAACUACGUGGUCAUAGACCAAACAGUCCCUUAUUACCGUCACUGCGUUAAGGUCUCAUGUUCUUCAACUAGACUCUUAUUAUUAAAGAAGAUUCGAAGGAUUUGAUCUGCAUUUUCAUUAUUACAUCUGCGCCAUUUCAUUUUUAAAUACAACAAGUUGAAAAUUCCUUUGCUGAAAGAAGGCGUUUGCAGCGCCUUGGCUGACAUGGAUCGCAGACUGGAAGAGUUACCUCUGCUGGGGAGAGACAACCUCAAGAACAAUGGAAUCCCGCGACAUCGUAAUCAUUCGUCGAUCACCGUUCCACCGCAGUCACAGCUUACACUGUCAUGGAAGGAUCUGGUGGUCAACCACCAUCCCUCUCGCGGGAUCAUGGGCCGACUACGGAGGGAAAAACCGCCACCGAUGAAAAGGAUUUUGAAAGGAGUUAGCGGUGUAGCAGACCCCGGUACCCUGACAGCGUUGAUGGGAAGCAGUGGCGCCGGUAAAACCACUCUGCUGAACGUCCUCAAUCAGAGAGGGUUGGCGGGUCUCGAAGUCAAAGGUCACGUGUACCUCAAUGGAAUACCAAUCAGCGAAUAUGGCAUGCAAAGCAGCAAGCUUAUUGGCUACGUACAACAGCAUGACAUUCUCCCCGGUGAACUCACAGUCAAGGAGUACCUCACGUUUUGUGCUCAACUCACAAUGUCUAAACACCUUCCAAAUGAAGCAAAGGUGGCUAAAGUAGAUGAAGUCUUAGAAGAGUUCUCGUUACGUAAGUGCCAGGACACGGUAAUAAAAGGAAAGCAAUCUGUAUCAGGAGGAGAAAGAAAGCGAGUGUCAGUGGCGACUAAGCUGUUUGCUGAGCCAAAAUUGCUGUUCUUGGAUGAACCAACCACGGGUCUGGAUUCCUACAUGGCUGCUCUACUGGUUAGCAACCUUAGAUCAUUAGCUGAACAGGGGUACAACAUCAUCUGCACCAUCCACCAACCUUCAACCGAAGUCUUCAACAUGUUUGAUCAAUUGCUUCUUCUCGCUGACGGAACCAUCUCCUACUUCGGUCCACGCUCGGAGAGUAUAUCAUAUUUCAGCAACAUCGGGUACGAUUGUCCAGACACCUACUCACCCGCGGAUUACUUUAUUGCCCUCCUGGCCAUUGUUCCUGGUCAAGAGGCGGGUUGCCUCGACCGCGUCCAAAGGAUUGCAGAAGAAUACAAAAAGUCUUCCUUUGAAACCGAGGCUCGGCGACGACUUGCCAUUGAUUUGAGUAGGAACGCCAAAGUGGAGGAUUUCACUUCUGAUGCGCAAGAUAUAGGGUACCAGGCAGGAUGGUUCAAACAGCUUUGGUAUGUUAUGUGGAGAGGAUUCAUCUACCUCAAAAGAAACCCUGCCCUCUUGCGUACGAGAGCUAUGUUCGUAGCGUUCAUGUGCAUCGUAAUGCUUCUCAUCUACUGGAAUCCGAAAGCCAUCUACGACCAGUCUCGACUAUCUGCAGUCCAGGGUCUGCUUUAUUUCUGUUGCGCAAACUUCACCUUCGUCAACGCGUCGAGGAUUUUGGUGGUUCUGCCUCAUGAACUGCCAUUGAUGAUUCGUGAGCAUUUGGAUGGCAUGUAUUCUAUUACUGCUUAUUUCCUUGGAACGUUCAUAUCUCAGUGCUCCCUUGGUGUAGCAUUGAUGGUUUUAUCUGUGACAGCGGUGUAUUUCCUUGGCGGUCUGGAGCCCCGUCUGGAUACCUUCUUGGUCUGCCUCCUCGUACUGAUGCUCGCAUACCUCAUUAACGUUGGUUUUGUUGCCAUGCAGUCGGUUAUCUGGGAGAAACCGGGACGAACGGUUACAGUGACCACCCCUCAGAUCUUCGUCAUGAACGUCCUAGGUGGAUUCUACAUCAACCCUAGAUCUAUCCCGAUCUACAUACAACCUAUCCUUUACAUUGAUUGGUUGCCUUGGUCCUACGAGAUUCUCAACGUCAACCAAUGGGAGCAUGUCGAUCAUAUUGAAUGUGAAUGGUCCAAUCCAUCGGCCUGCUCAAACACGGGUAAAGGCGUUAUUUACCGAUACGGAUUUUCACCAUCGAACCAAGUAUUUGAUUACGCCAUUCUCUGCGGCCAAGUGCUCUUAUACCACUCUCUGACGCUCAUCAUUCUCAAGCUCAAGAUGAAAUACAAGUGGUCCGGUUAAAUGAUGGAAUGGAUUCAAGCAUAUGCGGCGACCUCAUGAGAAUUCUGGUCCACGCAGGGGGUACGAGAUGACCCUCUCCAAUAGGUUUCUGUACAAAAUUUGAAAAUCAAAGGGUGCACUCCCCCCCCCCCCGAUCGCCGGCAAUGGCGCCAAGUUUAAGGAAUCAUAACUGGAUAGUAGAGGGAAAACAAAGGACUGUAUCACCAUAGAAUAGCUUUAAUUUGUUAUCAAACUUAAGUUAUGUACCAAAUAUAUCAAUAUAUAUCAAAUAUCUUUAAUUCGUUGCCACCAAAUCGUAUACAAUUAUUUUAUAUAUAAUUAUAUGUUUUAUUGGGAAACCAAUAUCAAGUCACAAAAUUUACGAACAAUAGGUCUUAUUGGCGAAUGAUAAAAAAGUUAGAAAAUCAAAUGACUUAAAAAGCGGCAGAGUUACAUACAACAAGUGGAGCGCCUCUGGCAUUCUAACCUGCAUUACGCGAUUCAAUAUAUAUAGAAGCAGUGCUGACUUUGAAAAAUACUAUAAGAUAAUUAUUCACAAAAAACCACCAUUCAUAUAAUGAUACAAAGCUACGUUCAUUGACCCUAAAUGACAUUUGACCUUGAUCAUGUGACCUAAGACUUGUCAGUGUUACUUGAUUACCCGUAUGUCCACAUUUCAUAAAAUAUUUCCUUAAAAUUUGAAAGUUAUUACAGCAAUAUAUCAAUUACCUCCAACAUGGCCAAAGUUCAUUGAUCUUAAAUGACCUCUGACUUUGGUCACGUGAUAUGAAACUCGCACAGAAUGUUUAGUGAUAGUUGAUUAAUCCUGAUGUCCAAGUUGUAUGAAUCAGAUCCAUAAACUUUCAAAGUUAUGGUAAUUCAACAAAUAGUAUACCCCAACUUGGCAAAAGUAAUUGACCCUAAAUGACCUUUGACCUUGGUCAUGUGACUUGAAACUCAAGCAGGAUGUUCAGUAAUAUCUGAAUACCCAUAUGGCCAAGUUUUAUGAACUAGGCUCAAUUAUACUUUUGAAGUUAUGAUAUUUCCAAAACUAAACCUUAGGUUAAGAUUUUGAUAUUGAUUCCCCAACAUGGUCUAAGUUCAUUGACCCUAAAUGACCUUUGACCUUGGCCAUGUAACCUGAAACUCAAGCAGGAUCUUUGGUAAUACUUGAUUAACCUUAUGUUCAAGUUUCAUGAACUAAGUUCAUAUACUUUUAAGUAUAUAUAACUGUCGAAAGUUGCGUAAGGGAGAUGAAGACGUUGAACAAGAUGCCAAAUGCACAAGGUAAAUGUAAGUGUAUAUAUAAUGAAAUUGUGAUAAAUAUACGAAAAAUGGAUCAGGAAGUUUUUAUGGUGAAACGCUAUUUCUUCAAAUGAAUUGGCAAUUUAUUUCUCUUUUAGGCUGACAUAUAUUCAAUCUCUUUUUGUUUCCUGACAAAACAUUUAAAUGCAAUGAAAUUUUGAAGAUUGCCUGUGAAUUUACAAAUAUAUAUAUUUCAAAAAACAAAAACAAAUGUUUCUAUGAAGUGACAUCCAACAUCACGUCAAGCAUACAAUUAUUAACUGGAUACCAAAACACUUUUUUAUUCAUUAAUUCUUUAUCAUGCCACAGUGCCAUGGGAAAAUCUUAUCUUACAUCGUACCAAUUGGCGAGUAUAUAUGAAAUGUUAAGUCUAAAUCAUAUCGAUAUUUUGGGACAACGCUGACACGCUGUAUAGGGUCCCCACACUACAUAUUUGGAUUAAUGAAAAACGAUAUGAAAGAAGGGAAAGGUGAAAAUGGGAAGAGCAAAUGUAAAAGAAGAAAGAAAAGGUAUGAAAAAUGAACUCUUCUUUUAUGUCACUAUACAUCACCCUUUUUAUUGAAAAAAUAUUCCCCCGUGGGUUAUCUUGCCUACCCCAUUACACUCUAAAAAAUAUUGGGUAAAAGUGCUCCAUGAGGGUAAUUAUGUGUCCACCAACAUUUGGGCAUUUCUUUGGGGCAUUUUUAUUCAUCCAGUGUGAUGAACAUUUUGCCCAUUCUAAAGUAAUUGCUGUUAAAUGUUUUAACCUUACUGGACAGUAUGCUUCCCGCAUUGGGUAAAAUACUGCCCCAAAUUGGUUGGACACAAUUACCCUCGUGGUGGCAAAAAGUUUACCCAAUAUUUGUUUGCAGUGUAGAUCCCCUGCACCCUCUGUCAGAAUACCUUUAUCCUUACCCCUUUUGAUACUUUUAAUUAAUUAAUUUAUUUAUUUAACCAUUUAUUGGUUUUAUUUAUUUUAAACUGCUUUCCAAAGGCACCCUGCAUAUGAAAUCCUUGAUGCGAAAUAGGAAGAGAAUACCCUUUCUGAAUAAAAUUACAAAGCGAAAUUGACUAGAUAUUCAAUUAGACUAACUUUAUUACAGAGUAGGUGUCACGACCUGAUAAAGGUGGUCGAUUAAUAUCAUAACAGCUGGGAUUUGGGUCAGUGGUAUCGAUAUUAUUCCUGUCAUGAACUGAAUUACAGGCGGAAUUCGACAAUGCUAUACAUAAGAUGUCAUCAUUCCAUCAGAUCGGAUCAUUUAAUCCUUCAUUUUGGAAUUGACGUGUAUGUAAAAUGUAAUUCUUUCAUUGUAUUUAUUGACAAUUCAUCACAUUGAAAUGACGUGUAUGUAAAAUGUAAUUCUUUCAUUGUAUUUAUUGACAAUUCAUCACAUUGAAAGGCAAGUCAAAUUCUGAAGAACAAUGUGGAGUUCAAAUCGAAGGAAAUUAACUUAAACAUAAACAAGUAAAUAUUUUCUUUGAAAUCGGAAGCAAAUGAUAAGUUUGCGACGAUUUGGUUAUAAUAUAACAAGAUAUAAACUAUAUAUGACAUCUCAUAUAUAUUUACAUUUUCUGGUUCAUGGAAAUAAAGAAUAUUCUAAAUCAGCAGUGUGUAAAGUAGUGCAAUAAAAAUAUAAUCCUUAUAACCUCUUGAUAUACACGAGAAACGAAAAAUACCGCAUCCUCAUCUUCAAAUCACGUGGAACAGUCAUAAUUAAACUUAUGUGUCUGUCUUCCAGUUCUCGGUACAAUAAAUUCUAAUUUAAUGAAAAAUACGAGAAUUUGUCAUUUAUUAAAUUCAAGCCGUGUGUACUCUGGAAUAGUAUUAAAUUUGAUGUUCUAUGACGUGUCUGUUAACGAAAAAAAAAAUCCGUCAACAUGACUCAUUCCCGAACUAAGGUCCUUAGUUCGGGAAUGAGUCAAAUUUCUAAGGAUUGACAAAAUCUAUAAUUCAAAGCAUUGUUUAUAUAUGACUUAACAUUAUAAAGAGGCGUGUGUUGUAUUUA
This is a messenger RNA of Lytechinus pictus (painted urchin), 5655 nucleotides long. Its product is annotated as protein white-like. The transcript has 16 exons. Bases 437 to 2386 code for a protein of 649 amino acids. Gene Ontology annotation, cellular component: plasma membrane. The record is from RefSeq and is a predicted model, not a curated record. Lineage: Eukaryota; Metazoa; Echinodermata; Echinoidea; Temnopleuroida; Toxopneustidae. Gene Ontology annotation, biological process: transmembrane transport. Gene Ontology annotation, molecular function: ATP binding; ATP hydrolysis activity; ABC-type transporter activity.